Molecule: messenger RNA, 642 nt
Organism: Momordica charantia (bitter melon)
Lineage: Eukaryota; Viridiplantae; Streptophyta; Magnoliopsida; Cucurbitales; Cucurbitaceae
Source: RefSeq, a predicted model, not a curated record
GUAAUGGAAAAACGAUUCCCUCCCGAUUUUGUCUCUCCACUCUUUUCCUCCCAGAAGAAGGCCAUAACGAUAAGAUUGUUCGGGACUGAACUGAUGAUCAACCCAGCGGAAGAUUCUCCGGUGACAGCGCUGUGUGGGGACGUGGGUGACGGGCCAAUCAGGAGCAAGAGAUUCCGGUGCCAGUACUGCGUGAAGAAGUUCAGCAACUGUCAUGCUUUGGGAGGUCACCAGAACGCUCACAAGAAGGAGAGGCUGAAGAAGAAGAGGCUCCAAAUGCAAGCCCGGAACUCCAGCCUCCACCGUUACCUCCAAAAUUACUGCUCUAAUUCCAAUUAUACCGUUCUGUUCCCACACGAUUGCGAGGGGUCCCACUGCAACAUCAGCUUCAGUACAUCUGGCCGUGAUGGCCACGUGGAGCCGUUUGAUCUUGAUCAUGAUGAUGGCCGUAGGAUUUCCAGUUGGCGUGGAUCCGCAGCACCUGAUUAUAGCCCAUUUGGCCGACAAUAAAUCCAUGCACUUGGAUGCUCUAAAUCCUUGGAUCUUCGGUAGAGGACAUUACUGAUGAAUAUUUUGUCAAUAAUAUCUUCAUUUUAGAUCUGAAUCUUUGAUAGGAUCUACUAGAGAUUUAUUUUUGUAGCAGAA